This is a messenger RNA of Trypanosoma conorhini, 2349 nucleotides long. RefSeq names its product PIF1 helicase-like protein. Gene Ontology annotation, biological process: telomere maintenance; DNA repair. The coding region runs from base 1 to 2349 and encodes 782 amino acids. Gene Ontology annotation, molecular function: DNA helicase activity. The record is from RefSeq and is a predicted model, not a curated record. NCBI's taxonomy places the organism in Eukaryota, Euglenozoa, Kinetoplastea, Trypanosomatida, Trypanosomatidae. The transcript has a single exon.
AUGUCGACGCUAAAGCCCAAAAUGACCGUCGCUGCCGUGCGGGGCCGCAUCAUCGUCACGGGGGAGGACGGCGAGCGGGUGGGUCAGUGGGGCGGCACGGAGUGUUUUCUCUCGCGACAGUCCGGGCUUGGCCCAUGCCUUGUCGUCCGCUCUAGUCGGCACAAGCGCCACGAGGGGACGUUCUUUCAACUCGCGGGGCUGCAGCGUGUGCUGUCGGCGUAUGCCGUGGAGGGAAAGCUCACAGUUGUGGUUCCGCACGAGCAACGGGUCUGCACCGUGUUUAUUGAGACCACGGCCGACGUGGAUGCCUUGCGCAUCAUGGCUGCGGUGCUACAGGACCGCAGUCACUGGAGAGACAUGGAGAAGAACGUGGCCCGCAAUAUGGGCCGAGAGGGGCGUGGACGCAAGGCAGCGGGACACGCACUUCGUGACCCGAAUGCAUUUGACACGCCAGCAUGGGAGGAUAACGACGGCGACAACGGUGGCGAGGCCGCGGACGGCUUGGACGACGGCGUGGCUGCUCGUGAUGCUGGUAAACCAACAGCACAACCGGCGCGGGGCGGAAGCGCCGUCCCAGCAGCUGCAUCCGCGACCCAGUCAGAAGUGGCCCCGGGGCAGAUGGUCCCCUCCCCGAGAAAUGGCGCGCGUGAAACGCUGACGCCGUCCGCCGGCGUGUCGUGGACGACGGAGCAGAAGCGUGCCAUUCAGUUGGUGCGCGCGGGGAGGAGCGUCUUUUUGACCGGGUCGGCGGGCACGGGGAAAACGGCGUGGCUCUUGCACCUGCUGCAGGAUGUCUUGUCGGGCAGUGAGGGCGUAGUGGCGACCGCCACCACUGGAAUUGCCGCUCGCAUCAUCGGCGGCGUCACAAUUUACGCGUUCGCCGGCAUCGGCAGGGGGGAAGGCUCCUUCGACAAGGUCUACCGUCGCGUCAGGAGCCGCCCGGAGGUGGUGCGGGCGUGGCGGCAGUGCAAGACGCUCAUCAUCGAUGAAAUCGGCGUUCUUCCGGCGAGUGUCUUCCUGUUGCUGGACGCAGUUGCCCGACAGGUGCGUCACGAAGCUGAAAAACCGUUUGGCGGGCUUCAGCUCGUUCUCCUCGGGGACUUUUUGCAGCUGCCACCUGUCACCGCCCUGGCUGCCCCCGUGCGUGGCGACCACCCCGGCGAAGCGAGGCAGGAGCCGAAGUGGUGCUUUGAGUGCCCGCUGUGGAGGACGCUGCAGCUUGCCGCCGUGGAGUUUCGUAAGAACUACCGUCACGAAGGCGACCCAGUCUUCGCGGCAUGCAUGGAAGACAUCCGCUACGGGCGGUAUACUCGGCGUGUGGAGAGUCUCUUGUCCUCCUGCCUUAGCCGCCGGCUGGGGGAUCGUUUUGGUGUCGAACCCACCGUCAUUAUGGCGCGCCGUCAAUGUGCCGCGGCGUACAACAUGGAGCGUCUGCAGCUCUUGGACGACGUUGACUUUCACCGCUACGCCUCCGAGGACUACGCCUCAACGCCUGGGUACGAUUUGGACAAGGAGGUCUCGCUGCUGCCGCUGCUGGAGUUGCGUGUUGGGGCGCAGGUGGUGCUGCUUGCCUCGUUGCCAAGCGCCCCGCACCUCUCGAACGGCGACCUUGGCGUUGUGGUUGCCUUUUCGGAGCAGGCGCAGGGCGAGGCAUUCCCGGUGGUGUGCCUUGCAAGCAAAGGCGGCGAGGAGGUGGUGGUGCCGCGCGUGCGGAUGGACGUGUUGGCCUCGGACGGACGUGUUGUGGCCGCCCGCACGCAAAUCCCGCUGCAGCUCGCCUGGGCCCUGACGGUGCACCGUGUGCAGGGCAUGACGCUGCCGAUGGCGCGGGUGGAACUCAACGCAAGUUUCUUCGAGUGUGGGCAGGCGUACGUCGCCCUCACGCGGGUCCGUCGGCGGGAGGAUUUGGCCCUCACGGAGUUCGACCCGAGCGCCAUCGGCGCAGACGCGAAGGUGGUGGCGUUUUACGAGGCGACGUUUCCGCGUGACCCGCACGCGGCGGCUGCGGGAGAGGCGCAGGACGGGAGUGCGCUGGUGGAGGUGAGGCGCACGGGCAAGCGGCCCCGGUCGCAGGCUUCGCCGCCCACGGCGAGUGAGACGCAGCGGCACGCGGACGGCACCCGGUGGGAUGACACGCGGCUCUUCGAUACGCAACUGCGCGCCGACGUCGCCGUGGCAGCAGCGGCGCCGCCGCCGGUGGCGCCGAACGCCUUAAAGCUGCUGGCCGUUGCCGGUGGCGCCAUUCCACGGCUGACGCAGGACGCCGACGAGGCGGACGAGGCGGACGCGGCACGCUCGCAGAACCUGCGGCCUGCCCCGCACCCCACGCUGCUGAUGGACGAAGAAUAG